GAAAUUAAAGUUAAAUAAGUUUCUCUGUCUACGGUCGGGCUAAUAUAUUUAUAAUUUUACUUCUGCCAUGUUUCUUGUUUGACAACUGUCAUAUGUCAUUUUUCCUUAAUUUUAAUGUUGCUUGUUACUGCAAAAUAAAUCUUAAAGAAAAUAUAUAAAUAGUUAUAAUGCAUCGAACUAAACACCAUAAAAUAAAACAAGAGAUGCCGGAGACGUCCUCAACCAGGUCGAAAAACAAUGAAGAACAUGACCUAGCAUAUUAUAUUCACGAUAGGGUUGAGUUGAUGCAUCAAGUAUUUUCUAUAAUAAAACCAAAGGAAUUGAAAGCAAUGGCACCUGAAUGUGUGCAAGACAUUUCAAUAGAUGACUUACAGGAGCUUUGUACAGAGGAACUUUUAGGUAUUAGCUCAAAACGUCUGUGUGCAAUAUUAGAUGGAGCAGAUCCACCUACAGACACUGAAUCUUCAAGUUCAGAACCAAUGGAGACCAUCUCCCUUGACAGUAUAUCAUCAGAUGAAGAGAUUUUAAGCCAACCCUGCACUAAAAUUAAAAAGCACAAACACAGAAAGCACAAGUCAAAAGGCAAGCAUAAACGCAAGAACAGCAACAGCAGUGAUAAGGAUAGGGAAAUUGAAGAUAGAUCUAAAGCAUCGAGAGCGGGUCUGACUGUGUUGGAGCUUCUUGAAUUACAAGCCAGAGCUAGAGCUAUUAGAGCUCAACUGCAACAAGACAAUACCAAUAAACAAGAGACAGCCCCUGAAAAACAUGAUUCAUCUGAUGAAGUUGAAAUUAAAGAGGAACCACCGGAAGUUGUGGAAAUUAGCAGUGAGGAUGAGAAACCUAAAAUAGAAGGUCUAACUGCUAUACCUCCUUCACCAAACAUAGAUGCUACAUGUCUUAUCGAAAAAUCAGCUAGUGUAAAAAGAGUAAACAAUUUAGUAAUAACAGUACCACAGACAAUUCCUUCACGAAGAAUUAAAUUGAAUAGGAAUAAAAUAGUCCGUAUUGCAACAGACAGCGAUAAGGCAGAUAGAGAGAAAGAAAAAAACUAUACUAAUAAUAUCUGUCAACAAACAGUUAUUUCUAAUGAUCCUGUGGAAACAUUGUCCGUACAAUUUUCUAACGAAGAAAAAACCAAGACGGAACAAGAUAAAAAUCAAGUAAAACUAAAAAGAAAGCAGAAGAAGAAAUCGAAAAAAAAUGAGAAAGACGGAAGUGACCAUGAUGAAAUAACGUUACAACUUUCGGACACAGAAAAAAUGGAUCUACUUGAAAACUUUAAUAGGGAAGACUACGAUAAUUUCACGAGCUCUAGUUCAAAAGAUUCUGAAAGUAGUUCUGAGGAUGAAUCUGUAAAAGACGUACUAAAUAAAAAUAUAGAAACUGAUAAGAUCGACGAGAUUACUACGAAAAAUACAAACACAACUGAAUUACUUUUAGAUAAUAACAAAACGUCGGAAAAUAUUAAAAUAUCAGACACUACUGCUAAAGAAAACCAUUCAAUGCAAGAAGUAAACUCGCAAACAACUGAUGUUGUGAAAAAUGUUGAACAAGAAGUCUAUAGUCCGGAAAAAAACAAUGCUGAGGAUAAUGUCGAAAAAGUCACAAUUUUGUCUAAUAAAGAAAACCUAACAAAUGAUUGUAAUUUAGAAGACCAUGCCAAAAUUAUUAAAAUUGGCGAAGAUACGGCAAUAACUCUGCAAAAUGAAGGAAGUAUAAAUGAAAAUGUAAACUUAAAUAUAGUUAACACUCAGGAAAAUAAUAACGAAGGACAGAUUGAAGAAGGUGAAAUAAUAAGUAAGAAUGAAUUAAAUGAGGAAUUAUCUGAUGGCGAAAUUUCCGAUAAAAAUUGUACAAAAGUUGAUCCGGGUGAUGCGUCGAGUAAAGUAGUCUAUAUAUCGGAUGAAGAAAUGAAUUAUGCCAAAACUACAAAAAACAAAAAAAAAGAAAAGAAAUCGAAGAAACAAAAAAAAUCAAAGAAAAAGGAUUUUCGUGAAAGUGGCAAUCAGAACUUCUUUGAAAUCAAUGAAUCAAAAAAUGAAAAUUCUGAAACAGAAAAAAUAAAUGUUGACCAUCAAACCACAGAAACGAAAAUUGAGGGUCAACCUGAUAAUAUACUUACAAUAGACGUCGACGAUGACGAUAUAUUUGAAAUUUUCGAACUAUCCGAUGAAUCGUCUGAUGUAGAAGGAGAUUCAGUAUUAUCAAAAGAGCCAACAGCUGCUGAAAUAGCGGCGCUUUCCGCUAAAAUUGACGAAAUACAUAACGAAGACAUCGUGAUAAACAAAAAAGAUACAUUUGUAUCAGUAGAUGGUAAUAACGAAGAAGAAAAUAUAUCCUGGCGAGAUAGGUACUUAGAUAGCAAGAAAGUGAAAAGGGUUUUAACAACAUCCAACAUUCUAAAUGCUCUGAGAAAGAAAAACAAGGAUAUUAAGAAAAUGUUAGAAGCAACCAAGAAUGUUACCGAAGGCAUAAGUCCUAAAGUAUGUGAAUCAAAUGUUGUGGUUGAAGGCUCUAUUGAACAUUUCAAAACAUUAGAAGGAUCUACCAAGUAUGUAGACCCCAUAGAGACAGAUAAAGAGGAAAAAGAACAAAAUGAAGGAAAUAGUGAUAACAAAAUAGUGAGUAAGGAGAUGGAAAAAAAUGCUAAGCUCUUAUUGAAAAUGUAUAAAAAGUUACUAAAGUAUAAUGAUAUUAACAAACAGAAAGAUCCUAAUAAAAAGAAGAAAAAGAAGCAAAAGAGGAAUAAAGAUAAGGAAAAAGUUAAGACAUCGCAAUAGGCGUUGUCAUAAUGUAAUGUAAUUGUUUAAGUAUAUAAAAAUAAAUAAUAAAAAUAAUAAAUAUAUAAUUAUGUACAAAUUAUUUUAAACAUUAUAAUUGAGAUUGUAAAAUAAGUACAGCCUGCAUUUUUUUGUUUACGCAUUGUUGUACAGUUCUUUUUUCCUUUUCUUCGAAUCCAUAAUGAAUAUCAUAGAUUAUUCCAGAUCUUGACAAAUGAUAACGCGUCAAUUCUAUGUCAAAGUUGUUUAUAGUCUUUACUCUCAUGUGGUUGGAAUAGUACAAUAGUAUUAAAUAUAACGAGUAUGAGGAUUGUU
Nymphalis io (European peacock) is the source of this 3095-nucleotide messenger RNA. RefSeq names its product repetitive organellar protein-like. The transcript is spliced from 6 exons. The record is from RefSeq and is a predicted model, not a curated record. Lineage: Eukaryota; Metazoa; Arthropoda; Insecta; Lepidoptera; Nymphalidae. The coding region runs from base 168 to 2780 and encodes 870 amino acids.